Messenger RNA from Ambispora gerdemannii, 418 nucleotides. Lineage: Eukaryota; Fungi; Glomeromycota; Glomeromycetes; Archaeosporales; Ambisporaceae. The record is from the annotation of a GenBank genome assembly.
CAAGCCAGGAUUUCUUCAAGCUCUUCAGGUGGUGCCUUCAAUCAAUUUGACACAUGAGGAGCAUUAUUUUGCUUUUGAUGAGACUCUGAAAACAUUCAGAGUGAAGUUUAUAAAGGAAAAUAUGACCAGACAGAUGACUAAUUCAGAGAAUCUAAAACAGAAUAUCAAAGUGACACAAGCAGAAAGUUCACAGUCUGUUAAGGAUCAUCAAGAAGCUCUUUGGAAAUUAAUUACUGAACUCAAAGUAGAAUUUAGCAGCUCACAGCCAGAAUCACAUCUCUUAUUUGCAGAAGUUACGCAAUUGAUAGAUGUUGGUUUUCAACAAAUGUUUACUUGCUAUGAAUCAGGAAUCAAAAGAAUAAUCACCAUUGUUGAGCAAAAUAUUUAUCAUACUGUUCCCCAAGUGAAAGCAGGAUGA